AUAAAACGUCAAAACUCGAACGAAAAAAUCCGUGCGUCGUUCCGCGAAUCGCAGUCAUCUCCCUUUGCAGUGUGCAAAAGUGUAGUGCUCUUGAACCCCGAAAAAAAGGAAGGCUUUUCCGCAAGGCCCCACCAGAAGGAGCAGCAAUCCCGGAACCAGCAAGGAUGAUCGGAAACCUGGCCAAGCUGUCGUACGUGCGCGGGGUGUCGCAGGCCGUCGCGAGUGGCUGCAAGGCCGCUGCCGUGCCCGUCAAACUCGAGACGAAACCAGCCGUCGCAGGUCAGACUCCUAUUGUUGCCAGCUCGCCAAACUGCGCACUGCCCCGGUCCGUGGUCCGGGUGGUGUCCGGAGUUGCAGCUACCGGCCAAAUCCGUCUGGCGCACACCGACAUCCAGACUCCAGAUUUCUCAGCCUAUCGUCGCGAUCAGGUCAAGAGACCCAACGCCAAGAAUGACUCGGCUGAUGAACGCGCUGCUUUCACCUACCUGAUGGUUGGAGGUGCCGCCGUCACAACCGCCUACGUAGCCAAGUCACUGGUGUCCACCUUCGUGUCGUCGAUGAGUGCCUCGGCCGAUGUGUUGGCCAUGGCCAAGAUCGAAAUCAAGCUGGCCGACAUCCCGGAGGGCAAGUCCGUUACCUUCAAAUGGCGUGGCAAGCCGCUGUUCAUCCGUCACCGUACGGCGGCCGAAAUCUCUGCCGAAGAGGCCGUCAACACCGGAACCCUGCGUGAUCCCCAGCACGAUUCGGAACGUGUCAAGAACCCCGAAUGGCUCGUCGUGAUCGGUGUCUGCACUCACUUGGGUUGUGUCCCGAUUGCCAACGCCGGUGACUUCGGUGGAUACUACUGUCCGUGCCACGGUUCCCACUACGACGCGUCCGGUCGCAUCCGGAAGGGACCUGCCCCGCUCAAUCUGGAGGUACCGCACUACGAAUUCCCCGAGGACGGUUUGGUCGUCGUCGGUUAAAGCGAGCACAGCUUGUGGGUGAUAUUCUGGCUAGUUUGUAACAGCAGCAAAAACUAAAGAAAUAUUAAUCAGAAGUUGCGCGAACGAAACAGCAGUUAGUAAACAAAUAUCUUUUUCUUAUUUAAAUGAAAAUCCGUGUGGAGAGGGAGAGGGAAUGCGAAUAAAUCGUUCAGUUGACGGAAACAAGUAUUG
Aedes albopictus (Asian tiger mosquito) is the source of this 1157-nucleotide messenger RNA. RefSeq names its product cytochrome b-c1 complex subunit Rieske, mitochondrial (gene RFeSP). Gene Ontology annotation, biological process: mitochondrial electron transport, ubiquinol to cytochrome c. Gene Ontology annotation, cellular component: membrane. The transcript has 4 exons. Gene Ontology annotation, molecular function: 2 iron, 2 sulfur cluster binding; quinol-cytochrome-c reductase activity. The coding region runs from base 165 to 965 and encodes 266 amino acids. The record is from RefSeq and is a predicted model, not a curated record. NCBI's taxonomy places the organism in Eukaryota, Metazoa, Arthropoda, Insecta, Diptera, Culicidae.